CAAUUACGUAAAGAUCUAAAAAACAAAGAAGACGCAAUUGCAGCACGUGCAUUAUUAGGAAUGCUGGCAACAGAUAUUGAACAUCAGAAAGGUGCAAUUGAAUAUGACUUGAAUGUGGCAGCACAGCAAUUCAGCAAGUUAUUUUAA
Adineta steineri is the source of this 147-nucleotide messenger RNA. NCBI's taxonomy places the organism in Eukaryota, Metazoa, Rotifera, Eurotatoria, Adinetida, Adinetidae. The record is from the annotation of a GenBank genome assembly.